Molecule: messenger RNA, 516 nt
Organism: Aspergillus japonicus CBS 114.51
Lineage: Eukaryota; Fungi; Ascomycota; Eurotiomycetes; Eurotiales; Aspergillaceae
Product: mitochondrial 54S ribosomal protein mL38
Exons: 2
Source: RefSeq, a predicted model, not a curated record
GCUCAAACCCCUCCGGACUUCAUCUAUCGAACCGAGAAUACUCUGAUAGUCAACUAUGCGGGCAAGGUCCUUGAAACACCAGGGAACAAUUUAUCUGUGUCGGACACCCUCGCGCAACCAACCAUCGGACUGCAACAGAACAAAGUCACCGGUCCAUUUGUCUUUGUAAUGGUAGACCCAAGCCUCAACGAUAACAGUGGCGCCACAGAUGCUCUUCACAUGGUGCAGACGGACCUAUAUCUUGUCCCAGCACCCACCACGGUCGACGGCGUCACAUUCUACCAGCUUACCGCCUCAUGCGAUCCCCUAGCUGCCUAUCUCACGCCAAACCCUCUUAUCGGCACCGAAAUCCACUACUUCACGCAGUUGCUCUUUGAGCAACCUUCGAAUCUGGAGAUCCCAGCGAAAUAUGCGUGGUAUUGGGCCGAUACAGUGCUCAAUAGAGUGAACUUUCCAUUGCAGGAAUUUGUUGAUGAUGUUGGCUUUGGGGAGCCGGUCGCGGCGAAUUACUUCCUG